AUGACCGAAAAGGGGAAGCACAUUGGCUGGUUCUGGAUACCCGCUGAGCUUUUCGACAUGGAAAAGGCGUACGUGGGCGGGCAUCGAUCCAACUACCUGACGGGCUCGACCGCAAACCUGCUGAAGGACACAGACACCGUCUGUCUAUACUCUAUCUCACUAGAGACAACGCUGGCCAUCUUCUACACCCAGAACAGUCGCUUUUGUUCAGAUUCGUGGCCAGUCCAACGUGACACGGCCAGAGACGAAGACCUAAUCAAUCCUGCACGCCUAAAGCCCAGCAUGCACUCCUUCCAAGACCUCCUAGAAUGUGACUUGCACAUCCCCUACCACUUCGUCAUCGCAAAUAUCGGCCAGAAGCUCUAUCAACUGUACGGUACGGGCGCGAUCGACUUCGAGCGCGACUUUCCUUCCCUCUGGAAGGAGUAUGACGGAAAUCAUGGCGAUGGUGCCUCCCAUCUACCUGGCAUGGAUGAACGCGCAGCCCGACCAGGCAUGGCUCGAUGGGGACGGGAUGGUGGAUGA
Molecule: messenger RNA, 525 nt
Organism: Cyclocybe aegerita
Lineage: Eukaryota; Fungi; Basidiomycota; Agaricomycetes; Agaricales; Hemipholiotaceae
Source: the annotation of a GenBank genome assembly